AUGAAAGUCACGAUAGCCGAAGGCCCCGGUGUCCGACAACUCAAACUCAUCGGCUCGCCGCACGGCUCAACAUCGACCACAUCCUCCUCCCGAUCAGACCACUCGUCCAACGACGCACUACAACCCCCCAACGCAUCCUACCCUUCCCACUCUCACUCCCACUCCACAUCGCGCGCGCGGUUCAUGCGGAACAACACGAUGCUCGGACGGUGCAUAUACGAAGUAUGGGACGCGAGCUUGAUUGGCCCCGCCAUUGAGCGCGCGUUUGCGGGCGAGCGGGUCGUGCAGGAGAUGGAGAUUGAGGGAAGGUGGUUUAGGACGCAGUGUACGCCGAUGAGGGAGGAGUGGGACGUGUAUGCGGAUGGUGGUGGUGGUGGUGUUGUUGGGCCUGGUGCGGUCGAUCAGGAGGAGGAUAGGCGGCCUGUGGUUGGGGUUGUUGGGGUCAGCGUGGAUAUUACUGAGAGGAAAAUUGCUGAAGUCAAGCUUCGAGAAUCGUUUGCUGAACGGUCGAGGCUUUUGGCUUCCGAGACGGCCGCCAAAGAGGCCAGCCGACUGAAAUCUCAAUUCUUGGCCAACAUGUCUCAUGAAAUCCGAACACCGAUCGCAGGCGUAAUCGGCCUGUCCGAACUACUCUGCGACACCAACCUCAACCCCGAACAACGCGGAAUAGCCGAAAACAUACAAAGAUCGGCAGAUGCGCUAUUGACAGUGAUCAAUGACAUAUUGGACUUUUCAAAGGUUGAGAUGGGCAAGUUGGAUAUUGAUCAUAUUCCAUUCUCCCUUGGGAUUGUGAUAUUGGAUACUAAGAAGAUGCUUUCUUUUGCUACGAGUAAAAAGGGCCUCACAUUUAGAGAAGAAGCCAAUCUUGCCUAUACCGGACGAGUGAUGGGUGACCCAGGAAGACUACGUCAAGUCCUCACUAACCUCCUCACAAACUCGAUCAAGUUCACCUCCGAGGGAUCCAUCACCUUGCGCGCCGUCGAAGAAUUCGAAGACGCCGAAACCGUGCGUGUGAGAUUCUCGAUCGAGGACCAAGGCGUCGGGAUCGCAGAGUCGAUUCGUCAGCGGUUGUUCCAGCCAUUCUCGCAGGCUGAUUCAUCCACCGCUCGAAGGUACGGAGGUACUGGACUUGGAUUGACCAUUAGCAAAAACCUGGUCGAGCUGAUGGGUGGCCAUAUUGGACUUGAAUCUAAGGAGGGCCAAGGAACUUGCGCCUGGUUCUCCAUACCGUUUCAAAAGGCCCAGGACGAGGGCAAACCGUCAUUGUACGAGCUCUCGAUGGAGGAAACGAUCGGUGCGCAAAGUCCAAUGACACCACAAACGAACAACGGAUUGCUAGGCUCCAACUUGGUCAACGGGAUGGCACCCAGGCCAUCUGGAUCGCUGCAACGCCCACGUCAAAGCAUAUGGGUCCUGGUCGCGGAGGAUAACUUGAUCAAUCAGCAGAUUGCGCUAAAGACGUUGCGAAAAAUGAACUUUAAUGCGGAAGCCGUGGAUAAUGGAAAAGAAGUCUUGGCUGCGAUAGAGAGGCGGACGUACGACUUGAUCCUCAUGGACUGUCAGAUGCCCGAAAUGGAUGGGUACGAAGCAACAUUGUGUAUCCGCCAACUGGAAUCGGCAGAAGCACGCUCGGUACCAAUCAUCGCCAUGACUGCGUCCGCCAUUCGAGGAGACAAAGAAAAAUGUCUCAAGGUCGGGAUGUCCGACUAUCUCUCGAAACCGGUCAAGCGACAAGCGCUGGAGGCAAUGCUCGUUCGAUGGCUUUACGACGAAACUUAUCGGCAGGAGCUUUCUCGCUGGUUCUCACCGCCGCCUCAACAUUCAGCUUCUUUAACCUCGCCUUAUCAUAUGCCGACAUUGGAAUACGAGUGA
Rhizoctonia solani is the source of this 1872-nucleotide messenger RNA. Its product is annotated as protein-histidine kinase. Gene Ontology annotation, biological process: phosphorelay signal transduction system; phosphorylation. NCBI's taxonomy places the organism in Eukaryota, Fungi, Basidiomycota, Agaricomycetes, Cantharellales, Ceratobasidiaceae. The coding region runs from base 1 to 1872 and encodes 623 amino acids. The transcript has 11 exons. The record is from RefSeq and is a predicted model, not a curated record. Gene Ontology annotation, molecular function: phosphorelay sensor kinase activity.